CCCCCGGAUGCAAAGGUUGUUGACAGUGAGGUCAUCGUUUUGGAACGUUGACGGGCAGUGACGUAGGCGAUGGAACGCUGAGCGGUCUGAGGUCUCGGUGCUCUCGACGCCAAAACCGUUGGCUGUUUGAAAAGUGAACGUGAAGAAGCCCCUGUGUUUUAUCUCGACCUCUUCAUGGCGAGCCAAGCCUGGCUGGAGUCCUCUCUGCAGCGCUCUGCCAGUCUGGGCCUGGAGGUGCUGGAGCGGGCCUCCAGGCGGAGCGUGGACUGGACGAGCACUGGAGCAUCCCAGACCCCCACUACGACAGAGGAAGACACACAAAUCCCUGUCAAGAGAGCACACACAGAGCUCGAUGAUGUCUUUGCAGCCCUCGCAGGCCUCAUGGCACAGACGACACAUCAGUGCAAGAGGUUUUAUGAGUCCGGCCGUUGCACCGAGCCCACUGACACCGAGAGGACCCACGUGUGCCGGUUUCACUCACGGCCAGCUAUUGGCAUGACAACACCUCCACAGACAGCCAGGAAACAUGGUCGUGCGUCGGCGUCGGGUGAAGAUUUCUUAAUCGAGGUCUCACCGGGGACGUACGCCAUCACUGCCAGCAUCCCAGAGUUACAGCAGCAGACUCAGAUGGUCAGUGUCAAAGCUGGAGAGAGCAUCAACCUGACCUUUGACCUCUGACCCCUGACGCCUAACACUCAAUACCAAAACUGACCAAAGCUAAUCAUGUUUGUGUGUGUUUAUUGCCUCUUUUUACACAGAUUUAUCUCCUUUUUAAGAGUUUAUUUUAUUUUCCUAUCAAAAUGUUUUAAUCUGCUGCACAUUGAGAAGCCAUAUUUUAUUGUAUUUUACUUGAGUAUUUUAUUAUCAUGUUUCCUAGAACAUCAUGAAAUCUAAACCUGCACUUUUACCGCAUCGGUGUAUAAAAAA
Messenger RNA from Anoplopoma fimbria (sablefish), 927 nucleotides. RefSeq names its product A kinase (PRKA) interacting protein 1 (gene akip1). The coding region runs from base 175 to 678 and encodes 167 amino acids. Gene Ontology annotation, cellular component: nucleoplasm. Gene Ontology annotation, biological process: regulation of non-canonical NF-kappaB signal transduction. The record is from RefSeq and is a predicted model, not a curated record. Lineage: Eukaryota; Metazoa; Chordata; Actinopteri; Perciformes; Anoplopomatidae. The transcript is spliced from 5 exons.